AUGGUGGCUGUGCCCUCCUCCACGGCAGUAGCAACUACUACUAGUGCACAUCUUUGUUCAGGGACAAACAGAUUAUUACUAUACAAUGGCAGUAGCACACGGGUCAUUUCAUUUUGUAGUGAGCAUUUUGAUUUUCCGGCCGUCAGAAUGAAGCCGCCGAGAAGGGUUCGUCUCGUUGCGAAAAAUUCAGGGACCAGUGAGGUUUCUGCAGAUGCCGGAGAGGUGGAGGUGGAGGGAUCCGACCAGAAGCUGGAACAAGUUCCGACCGGCGAGCCUUCUUUGAUUUCUGCCCUCAACGUUGAGAAGGCUCUUCGUGGCAUUGCAAUUACUGAUGCAGAUCACUAUGGAAGACUUGGACUUCAAAGAGGAUGUUCUUAUGAUCAGGUGUCAAUUGCAUACAAGAAUAAGGUUGAAGAAGUGAUGAAUCAACAGCUCCCGGAAGAAGAACUUCAAACCAGUCUUGAUCAAUUAAAGGAAUCCUUUCUGAUUUUGUCGACCGUGGAGGAAAGGAGGCUAUACGAUUGGAGUUUGGCGAGAACUGAAAAUCCAGACAGAUACAAGUGGCCUUUUGAAGUUGACAUUUCUCAAACUCCAAAAGAUGGAACACCCCCUCCACAGGAACCUGAAGAUGUAGAGACAACAAGAUUGGUUGGGUAUUUCAUAUUAGGUAUUUUUGUUCUAUCAAUUAUCUUGUCAAUUACCCUCAAUCAACAAUAA
This is a messenger RNA of Oldenlandia corymbosa var. corymbosa, 717 nucleotides long. The record is from the annotation of a GenBank genome assembly. NCBI's taxonomy places the organism in Eukaryota, Viridiplantae, Streptophyta, Magnoliopsida, Gentianales, Rubiaceae.